Molecule: messenger RNA, 864 nt
Organism: Phytophthora sojae
Lineage: Eukaryota; Oomycota; Peronosporomycetes; Peronosporales; Peronosporaceae
Exons: 1
Coding region: 1-864 (287 amino acids)
Source: RefSeq, a predicted model, not a curated record
AUGGUGGCGACCGAAUCUCCAGCCGGCGCGGCCGUGCGCGGCGUGACCUUCGACCUGGACGACACGCUGUGGUGCGGCAGGACGGUGAUCCGCAAGGCCAGCGAGGCCUUCCACGCGUUCCUGGCGCAGCAGACGCCACAGCUGGCGGCGCAGUUUCCCCCGGCGGCGUUCGACGCGCUGUUGGUCGAGUUCCAGCGCGCUCUGCCGGCCCAGGCGCACGACUACACGUUCCUGCGCAAGCACACGCUGCGCCACUGCGUGAAGGCGUGCGGCGCGCAGAACCUGCGCGUGCAGGACCAGGCGCAGCUCGAGGCCUUCGUGGAGACCGCCUUCCGCGCCUUCCUGGAGCCGCGCAGCCGGCCGGAGCUGUUCGACGGCGUCGAGGGCUUGCUCCGAGGCCUCGAGCUUGAGAUCAAGCGCUCUAGCGGCGCUGUGGCCGCCGGCCCCGUGCUGGGCGUCAUCACCAACGGCAAUUGCGCCAUGGACAGCCUGCCCAAGUACUUCCAGGACCACGUGAACUUCAUGAUCUCGGCCGAGCUCGUGGGCUCGGCUAAACCUAGCGCGGCCAUCUUCGACGCCGCGGUGGCCAAGUUCCCGGCCUCGUACAGUCGCCAGCACCUUGUCCAUGUCGGCGACCACUACGAGUGCGACGUGGAAGGAGCCAAACGCGCGGGCCUGCGCACUAUCUGGGUGAACGCGAGGUGGAUCAAGCCCGACGCCUUGACGCGAGCGGACUUGUCGGAGGAGGACGCGGAGCAGUAUGCUGCAGCUGACGCUAUUGUGAAGGAGGUGAACGCUGUGUUGCUGGUGGUGGAGCGCUGGAACACGCUCGCUGCUACUGCUACUGCUACUCAAACGGUUUGA